Messenger RNA from Camellia sinensis, 1718 nucleotides. RefSeq names its product WRKY transcription factor 72A. NCBI's taxonomy places the organism in Eukaryota, Viridiplantae, Streptophyta, Magnoliopsida, Ericales, Theaceae. Gene Ontology annotation, biological process: regulation of DNA-templated transcription. The record is from RefSeq and is a predicted model, not a curated record. Gene Ontology annotation, molecular function: DNA-binding transcription factor activity; sequence-specific DNA binding.
ACUAUAGUAGAACAAUUUAUAGAUUGUUAAGAUAACAAGUUUUAGAGAGAGAGAGAGAGCUAUGGAGGUUUCUUUGAGAACAUCUGAUGAUGGAGUAGUUGUUGUGAAGGAAGAUAACAGAGUUGAAUCUAAUGGUUGUUGCGACAAAGAAAUUAUCCACACGGAUAAUCAACUUGAAUCAGCCAAAGCCGAAAUGGGUGAGGCGAGAGAAGAAAACCGAAGAUUAAGGAUGCAUUUAAACCAAAUCAUGAAGGACUACCAGACCCUUCAAAUGCAAUUCCAUGACAUUGUUGGACGAGGAGCAACUAAGGAGUCCACAAACACGACUCGCACUAGUCACCAAGAAACCGAGGAACCAGAGUUUGUAUCCCUCAGUCUUGGAAGAACUUCAAGUGAUUCGAGAAAAGACAUUGAAAAACCUAGCAAAGGUAAAGAGGAUUUAGAAGACAAACAAGGUUUGGCUCUUGGGCUAGAUUGCAAGUUUGAAGUGCCUAAGACAACACCAAUUGAGACUUCAUUGAAGUUAAGCCCCGAGAAUAGUUCGAAUGAAGUGAAGGAUGAAGCCGGAGAGACUUGGCCACCGCCUAAAGGUGUGAAGACAAUGAGAAGUGGAGAUGAUGAGGAAGUUUUGCUAGGGAACUCUGUGAAGAAAGCUAGGGUUUCUGUGAGAAUUAGAUGUGAUACGCCAACGAUGAAUGAUGGAUGCCAAUGGAGAAAAUAUGGACAGAAGAUUGCGAAAGGAAAUCCAUGCCCUCGAGCUUACUAUCGUUGCACUGUUGCUCCAUCCUGUCCUGUAAGAAAGCAGGUGCAAAGAUGUGCUGAGGACAUGUCCAUCUUGAUCACAACCUAUGAAGGGACCCACAACCACCCACUUGCCAUUUCCGCCACCGCCAUGGCUUCCACCACCUCAGCCGCAGCCUCCAUGUUAAGCUCCGGCAGCUCCUCCACCACCGGAUCACCAUCCACUGCCAUUACCGCCUCCACAACCUCUGCCCUCCGUGGACUAAACUUUUAUCUCUCUGAUAAUCCAAAAUCAAAUCAAUUUGUCUUCCCUUACUCUUCAAUCUCAUCUUCACCGUCGUACCCUACAAUCACACUUGACCUCACUUCAUCUUCAUCCUCAUCCCAUUUUAGUAAAAUAUCAUCAAGUUUUCUCUCAACUCCAAGAUAUUCUUCCACAAAUCUCAACUUCAAUUCAUGGAACAAUAAUACUGGAGUCCUUAACUAUGGGACUCAAUCUCAACUCUAUAACAAGAACAACCAAUUUGGGUCCCUAAGCUUUUCAAGACAACAAACUCAAGAAAUCUUCAAUCAAUCCUUCAUGCAGAAAAGUAACCCUAACCCUAGUUACCCUAUUAACCCUAACCCUUCUCAACAACAGCCUCUACCAGCAGAUAGCAUUGCAGCUGCAACCAAGGCUAUCACAUCUGACCCAAAUUUCCAAUCUGCUUUAGCCGCCGCUCUAACAUCAAUCAUUGGAGGCAGUGGCAAUGGCAGUGGCAAUGAUAGUGGUGGUGCAAAAACCCUUGGAUCUCAGGGACAAAACCUAAAUUUGGGGGAGUCGUUUCCCGGGGUUUCUAACUUCCCAUCAAUUGUUCCAAGUGCAACAAACAAAUGCUAUUCAACACCUUCGUUGCUAUUUUCCACAUCUAAGAGCAAAUCUACCUCUCCUAGCAAUGGAGAUUAGAUACCAUAUCAUAUGAUUGAUUUUGCAGGGU